CAUGGCUGCACGACCUCUGCAACCCUCCGAAUAUGAGAUUCAACGGGAAGUCGAAGCCCUGAAGGAUCUCAGGAGACGUUCCACGAACCCCGGCGCUCUCACCAUCGACCCAGACUUGCCCAAUCAGUCCCCGCCUGGAUCACCCACGUCGCAGUAUUGGUCCAAAUCACCCACUCAUUCUUCUUCUAGCGGUGACAAGACCUCUCGCAGUGGUUCUAACCCGACCAUCUCAUCCCCAGAUCAGGCUGGCGCAGCCGGUGGCAGUCGACAGGAUGCACCGAACAAUCCCGCUGACGAUCCCUUCCAUCUCUUCUGGGUCCCAGCAGGCUUACAUCCCGAGAUUGCGCCUGCAGAAUUUCGCGCCUUUCUUAAGGAGCAUGCAAGAGCUCCUCCGGAUGAUUCGUCUUCGAGAUCCUCUUCACCAGCAUCCUUGUCUUCUUCGUCAAGCCUCAGUCGGAAAAGGUCUAUGUUAAGCAGGCAAUACCGACCAAAAGAAAACGACGGCGUUGAAGAAGAGAACAUUGUUCCUUUGAAGCGCAAUCGCAGUCUUUUGUAUCCCACCAAUCCAGGGCCGCAGCUUACAAUCAGCGAUCUCCAGAAGUUAGAAGAAUUGGCUGAAGAGGCAUCCACGAGUGACGACCCAUCGAGGCUCCGGAGUGUACUAAGGAGGAGUUUAAGCAUGAAUUUGUCGCCCACAGCCCUCGACUUGAUGGAUGAAGUACCCGACAUGGGUGAUGAGGCCGACGCUCCUAUCAUCGUUCCACCUCCUGGACAAAUUCUUCGCCGAGCUGCGCGGACGAAGAUACGUAAACCUGGUUUGCCAGGAGAUGGUGGUGGGCAUCGGUUUGCCUCCUCAAGAAGAGGCGCAAGUGCCAAAGCCUCUCAACAACAACAACAACCUGCUGAAGCAAGAACUUCUAGCGAAGUGUCCUCCAGCGAUCACGGUGACGAAUUGACGGGAGGUGUCAUACGUCGCCUAACCUUCUCUGAUGAAAAUGUUCAGCCACGGCCGGAGUCAUACAGUGAAGAAACCUCGAUAUACGAUUCCUAUGCCAGAGAAGAUGACGACGAAGAUGUGUCCUAUACGCCUGUCCUAUUGACACCACAGACCCAGGAAUCUUUACCCCUACCGAUGGAGGAACCCCGUACUACACCCGUUUCCGAAGCUAUAUCCAUACAACCUGAGCCGACUCCACCCCCCGUUCUCCACCAGCCUCAGCCGCAUCGCUUGGUUGUACCGCAACCCGUGCCAGACCAGCUCUCUCGGACUCCCUCUCCAAUAGAAUCAGUCCCUGAACGCCCCCCUCAACCUCCGACGCCUGUUUAUACGAUCCCUUCACCUCCAAUUUCCACUCCAAUUUCCACUCCGAGUCCGCCCCUUCAAGCUCGAAAAGAAAAGGAUAAAAAGGGGUUGUUUGGUAAAUGGGGUAGUGAUAAGGGCGGCAAGAAGGGCAGCAAGGAUAACAGGGAACGUACCUCGGAGAAGGAGAAGGACUCUGGCUUCUUUGGUUCACUCUUUGGUAAGAAGAAGUCAGACUCGGAAUAUCAGUCCUCGAUGACUGGUGGCACGGCUGGGCGAGAGGCUGCGCAAGCUCUACUCGGCGCUUCGAAGUCAUCAAAAAACUACGUACCACCAACAUCACCUGGUUUGGCACCUGGAAUCGGCGGAAAUCCUUAUGCAAGAUACCCAAUACAUGUGGAAAGGGCUAUCUAUCGACUCAGUCAUAUUAAACUUGCGAACCCGCGACGUCCAUUGUACGAGCAAGUGCUCAUCAGUAAUCUCAUGUUCUGGUACUUGGGAGUUAUCAACAAGGCCCAGAAUCCUACUCCCAAUACUCAAGCCAGUCCCAAUGGAGCUCCAAUUGCGACUGGUGGGAGCGAUGGUCGGGAAGAAGCCGAGAAAGAGGAACGUGAGCGAGAGCAGAAAGAGAAGGAACAUCGAGAGAUCGCAGAAAGGGAGCGUCUGGAGCGCGAGAGGUUGGAGAAGGAACAACGUGAACGCGAGAUGGAGCAGAAGAAGAAAGAGUCUGGAAGGCGUGGUUCGCUUACCAAAACGCCUGUUGGUGGCCAGCCAGGUGGUGGACGUCGUGCGGAAAUGCCUAUCAAAGGACCUCAGUACGAGAUGCAGCAUCGGGUCAUGGAGCAAGAAUAUGGAGGAUACGCUGGCCAACCACCCCGCAGCCCAACAACAGGCCCACCCAUCAACGGCGGCCCUCCUCGUCAAUACCAACGUCCGCCACAACCUUUACCGUAUAACGAACCUUUGAAAGCGGGCCAACCGCCGCUGAAGCCCCAAUCAGAGCAGUAUUACUAUCAGCCACAGGCCGACGCUCCUCAACCACGUCCAGGACUACCCCCAGGUGCGAUGCCGCCUGUCGAUCAGUCAGCUUGGGGCUCGCAGCCAACAUCUCCUGUACCGCUGUCGCCACAACACCGACAUCCAUCUCCUGGGCCUCGUCGUUCUCGUUCGCCACCCAGUCAUCAGAACCUGCCUCCCCAUAAACAACCACCCAUGUCACAGCUGCAUAAGCUUAACACUUCGCAGGAGAGCUUGGGAGAUAGUCGUAGUGGCCAACGCGGUCCUCAUCGAUCACUAUCCGCUACGGCCACGGCUUCUCCACCUCUGCCCAAUGGCAAUCUUCGCAAGGGCAACAGUGCCCACGCUGUGACCUCAUUCGAUACACGGCUGACGAGCGAAGGACGGCAACCCAUGUCACCGGGGAAUGGCGAAGAGGAGGAUGUGCCUUUAGCGGUUUGGCAACAGCAGCGACGAAAAUG
This is a messenger RNA of Cyclocybe aegerita, 2778 nucleotides long. The record is from the annotation of a GenBank genome assembly. Lineage: Eukaryota; Fungi; Basidiomycota; Agaricomycetes; Agaricales; Hemipholiotaceae.